GUCAUCAUGUUUACGUGUAUACAAUGUGGUAAAUCGUUUGCAAACAAAUCUAAUUUAAACAGACAUGGCAUAAAACACACUGACGUUCAAUUUCCUUGUCACGCUUGCAAUAGAGUUUUUAGUCAAAAAUCAAAUUUGUUGCGUCAUGUGAGAACCGUACAUCAUCUUGCUAAAAAUGGGGUUGAUUUUAAUGACGCUAUUGACGGUAUAGGACAAGUGUUUAACAAUUUUAAUCAGCGACAGCAACAACAAGAACAAUCGAAUUUAAUAACAUAUAUUCCGUCAAACGCGCAGGCUAAUGACACCCUUUUUACGACACCAAGUGAAACUGUUGACCCUCGUAACGAACUUUUAAAUCGGAUGGAUACGUCAAAUUUACCACCUGAUCAUCCAUGUUACUCAGUAGAACGCAAAAAAGUUCCGGGGACAUUCACUGAUGAAUUAGCCGGUCUUACGAUGCAUGAGAUAAUUGCAUUGCGAUCAAAAUUGUACGGGUUCAGCAAAGAAAACAUUUAUAAGUCUCUGGAAACAGAAUGGAAUACAGAAGAAAAAAUAAAAGCUAAAGGUAUAAGAACUUAUGUAACUCAAAAACACAUGGUUCUUGACGACUUUAAAAGAUGUCUUUUCGAUGAUGACAGUGAUGAUGAUUUGGACAUUUACGGUUUAAAUAAAGCAGAAGCCAAAAUGAUUGCUCAUAAUUGUGCUCUUAAGACCGUAGAGUAUGCUCACCAUGACUUAAAUACAGCGGGUAGUACAUCCUAUCGCUACGAUUAUACUCCAUACAGAGAGAAUAUAUCUAUACGAUCAUUCAAACAUCAAAUUUGUACCAUCAAAACAAUGAAAUUAGCACUAAACCGAAAUGAUGAUAAGAGGAUCAUACUUCAUGACAGAAUUCACACUUUAGCGAUUGGUCAUUAUAAAAUCAAAGAACUUCAAGAGGCAGGCGGAUUAUAAGAAUGCAAC
This is a messenger RNA of Adelges cooleyi (spruce gall adelgid), 963 nucleotides long. RefSeq names its product MDS1 and EVI1 complex locus protein EVI1-B-like. Gene Ontology annotation, molecular function: sequence-specific DNA binding; DNA-binding transcription factor activity, RNA polymerase II-specific. The transcript has 6 exons. The record is from RefSeq and is a predicted model, not a curated record. Gene Ontology annotation, biological process: regulation of transcription by RNA polymerase II. Lineage: Eukaryota; Metazoa; Arthropoda; Insecta; Hemiptera; Adelgidae. Gene Ontology annotation, cellular component: nucleus. Bases 7 to 954 code for a protein of 315 amino acids.